Messenger RNA from Coccinella septempunctata (seven-spotted ladybird), 1184 nucleotides. RefSeq names its product protein lifeguard 1-like. The transcript is spliced from 2 exons. NCBI's taxonomy places the organism in Eukaryota, Metazoa, Arthropoda, Insecta, Coleoptera, Coccinellidae. Bases 236 to 955 code for a protein of 239 amino acids. Gene Ontology annotation, cellular component: membrane. The record is from RefSeq and is a predicted model, not a curated record.
AUCAAUGUGUUUCCACUCAGCCGAAGAAAAAGUUGAUGAUAAAUACGAGACAGACAUAUGCAUCGAUCCCAUUUCAAUAUUUAACGCCUAUAUUCAAUUAUAACUUCUAUUUCCUCUAAAUACACAUUUUGCGGUUUGGUUGCUCCGAUAGAAAGCGUAGAAGUUCCUCGUUUCCGAAAGGAAAGUCAUUUCUGGCGUUCUUGUGAAGUGAAAAUACCCCGAAAAAAUACGUAAGAUGUUCAGCCCGAAGCCGCCAGAGUACAAGGAGUUCGAAGAUGACCGCUACCUCUUCAACGAACAGUCCAUACGAAAGGCCUUCAUCAGGAAGGUCUACCUCAUCCUCAUGUUCCAAAUGAUCGUAUCCGUGGGACUCAUAGCGUGGUUCAUGUACGACGAACCUUUAAGAUUUUACGUCGAAACCAACAUCUGGCCCAUGAUCACCGCCAUGGUGGUCACGUUCGUGGUCAUCAUCACGCUGGCGUGUUGUGGAGACGUCAGGAAACAAUUCCCUCUCAACCUGAUCCUCCUCGGGGUGUUUACAGUGGCUGAAGGCUUCAUCCUGGCCACCCUGUCUGCCAUGACCAACUCUAAGAUAGUCCUGAUGGCAGUUGGGAUAACAGCUGUGGUUUUCCUGGGGCUAACACUGUUCUCCUUCCAAACCAGAUGGGAUUUCACGAUGAGCGGUGGUAUCCUGAUGGUCUGUCUGAUAGUCCUCGUGGUUUUCGGUUUGAUCGCCAUGAUCUUCCCUGGUAGGACCAUCAUCUUGAUCUACUCCUCGAUAGGAGCCCUGAUUUUCGGUUGCUACAUGGUGUACGACACGCAGAUGCUGAUGGGUGGCGAUCACAAGCUCGCCAUUUCACCUGAAGAGUACAUAUUUGCCGUUCUGGCCCUGUACCUCGACAUCGUCAACUUCUUCGUCUCCAUCUUGACCAUUUUGAACGCCUCACGCCGCUGAAGGCCACAAGGAAAACGACUUGUAAGUUCGUCGUUAACACGGAGAAGGAUUCAAACUAUAUUUCGUCAUUGUGAACUAUGAAUUCGUUUUAGAUAAGUGUUAGGUACGUCAAAUUAUACCUAUAGUGUUUCAUAUUUUUGAUUUUUCGUUCGGUUAUGUUGAUGUUUGUAUAAUCUCUUGAGAACUAUGAUGUCGAUGAUGUUCGAAUUGAAUAAAAGUAUUGAAAACC